AUGGGAAAGGGUGCAGCUGUCGCCCUAAGAUACCUACAGCAAGUUCUUUCUUCCAACAGUGAUCCGUUAAUACUGCGUAAGUACCUUUUGUCCUUUUCACUCAUGGUUAUAUGAUUUCAGAGUCUUCCAGUGCCCUUUUGGCGGAAAUUUCUUCAAGCGUGGACUCGAACUAUCUUGUCAAAGUUGUCGAUUCUUUCUCAAAAUACAAUUUUUUUUUUGAAAAUUCAGGAAAAAAUCGUGAAAGUUUUGCAAUUGGUGGACCAAAAAUGUUUUCAAAAACGUCAUAUAAAUGUCGCCGACAUUAAGAUAGCUUUGGAUCAACUUCAAGAGGUUUUGUACUUAGAGUUUUCAAAAAAUGAUUUGUCAAAGUGUAUGAGAAAGCGAUAAGAAACGUUUCUUUAAAAAAAAAGAAAUAUAUUCUAGAGCUAUUUAUUUUUUAAACCAUCGCAAACUUCUUCAGAAAACAAUAUAUGAAGUGUUGUUUUCAAAAGUGAGAUUUGAGGCCCUUUCACAAGUUCCGGAAAAAUCUGACGCUGACACUCAACAAAAGCCCGACAAUGCAGAAAAAUACAGUGUCACGAUUUCUGGGAAUGAAGUCGAAGUGUCGGACAAUGCACAAAAUGAGGAGGAGGAAAACCUGGACAAACUGCUGAGCACUCUGAACUUGAGGUUAGAGAAUUUCAAAGAAUUUUCUUCCCUUAUGCAACUAUUUUAGGCAAGUACCAGCUUUCUCGCCAACUUUUCCGGAAUUCGAAAAUGAAUCGGAUGACGAUGUGGGCAUUACGAAAGAAGAAAAAGAAGAACAACGUGCAGAGAAACAUGGACAAAAAGUGGGCUCGAUCUUGUUAAGCUUUCGAUUUUUCAAAUUAUGAGUUCAAAUUUUUAGGUAAGCGUAUUACAAUCCUUUCUCUGUCAAAACUUGGUUGAAAUCAAAAGUUGCAGCUUUGCGAAGAAGAAGUCCAAAAACUACCAGAUGGUAGAGAAGUACGAACGAAGAAAACCAAGACGGUCAAUGUUCAGCAAACUUCCAAACAUGUGAGGUUUUUCGCUUGAAGUUCAUUCAUUCGGAAUUUCAAGAUGCAAAUCAUGCCUGUUUUUUUGAAUUUUCUUCUCUCAACUUCUCUCAAAAAAAAUACCGAAAGUUUUGAGCUGGUUCAUAUUUUUCUGUCCGUAUUUCAAGAAGUUGGCGGAAAACUUUGGUAAUUAGACUUAAAUCUAAUUUCCGGGUUUUAGAUAACAAUAUCCACGCGGGGCGGUGGCUGUCCAGCCGUAUCGAGAAGGUUUACGACGGGCGACCGUAAGGUGGACGAGGACAACGAUGAAGAACACACCGACUACUUCAGUUUGCACAGAUUCCAAAGGCCAGAUCCUUUUGAGAGGUUUCUUCAUUUUUCUAUUUAUCCUCAUGAAUUCUCACCGUUCAAAUUCAACCGCAUGCGUUUGUGGGAAUCAAGGAACAACUAAAAUUUUGCUCACAAAAACUUACUGUGAGGCUAUUCGAAUUGAUGAUGGUUCAUUGCGUUAUUUUAUCCGAAGAAACGAUGGUCGUUUUAUUGAUAAAACUCUAAAAAAUGGAACAAUUAGCUUCUGUCAAAGUGCUCAGUUUCUAAGUCAAAAAAGGAACAUUUUUUGGCUCAGAUAAAAUCAAAAGUUGAAAUUAAUGAGAUCUUCACUCUAAAAGUUAUUUCUUUUUUUUCGUGAGACCUGGAAAUCACAACGAGAACCUUAAAACAAUAUUCUUGUUAUAGAACUUUUUUCAGAUUUCGAUUGAAAUCUAAAGAAGACGAUGAAAGUUGCAUGGACGUUGCAGUACCCGGUGAUUUUGUAAAAAGAAAACUUUACAAAAAUAUUUACAGGUGAAUCAAUGAAAACCAAAUCAAUUGAAAGGACAAGCGAAAUAUCUCAAUUUGUUUCUCAAAAAAAGGAGAAAAAUGGGCGAUCUGUCGGUGAGAACGCUGCUUCAAAAGUGGACACUUCGAAGCUAUUAGCCAGGCAAACCGAAAGUUUUCGGGUAAUAUUUUUUGUUUAAUCAAACAUUCAGAACUUUAAAAAAACGCUUUAGUUCAAAAACCACAAUUUUCAUGUUCAUUUUCAGGAUAAAACUUUGGUUGACCGAAAAGGAGAAGGAACUUACGAAGAAAGCAGCAUAGUCAAGCGGGGAACUCCCGAAGUGGGCGACAGUACGGAUGCUCCUCGGAAACAUGUUGUUGAAUACAUUCAGGUGAAAAAAAGAACUCAGAAAGUCAACUUUAAAAAAAGUUGGAUUGGCUUUACCUAGGGAUCGCAAAGCCACGCCCCUUUUCGCGAUAGAAAAAGUGGCUUUUUUUUGGUUUUCAAGUUUCAUUUUGUUUUAGUUGCAAAAUAUGUAGAACUGGCUCAUAAAAUUUGACACACAUGUACAGAAAAGCUUCCUCUUUCGUUUAAAAAAACAUUUCACGCUUUUUUGAUGCGUUCUCGCGGAAUGUCGUACAAAAAAACGUGAAUGGAACUAAAAAAAUUUUGUAAUUUUUUUGCUUUUUUUCAUGUGUUUUUCAGGUCGAACGCACUCUUUCUUUUUUUAAUAAUGAUUUUUGAUUCAAGUAACGGUAAUUUUAAAACAAUAAAAUAAAAAAUUCGUCUUUGCCAAAAAUUGUAGGGAGUGCCGAAAGUCAUAAUUCAAAAAAUCGUUAAUAAGCGAAUAUAAUCGAGUUUUUGUUUUGUCAAAAUUUAGACCAUGGGCUUACUUAAAUUUUUCUCCACAGCAUAUGUGCUUGAAAAAGUUUUUAAUACGCAAAAAUGCUCUUGAAACUAGAGAAUAAAAUUAGCGGCGUUUAUCAUACAGAAAGCGGUCGAACGCAAGUUUUUUGCACGGUUGUAUACAUUUGUUAGUAAAAAAUCUUUCAAUUAAAAAAAUAAAAUGAAAAUUUCGUCUUUGCCAAAAAUUUUAGGGGUCGUUUAAAUGCAGCGAUCGUUUAACGAGGCAAAAGGCACUAAAAAAAACAGUUUUUUCGCAGUGAAUUUUCACGGAAAGUUUGAGUAAAGAUUUGCGAACACAUUCUGAUAAAAAUAGCUAAAUUACUUCAAACUUUUCUUUUUUGAAAUAGGCAAUCUGUGCUAUUCAAACGGCUCAAGGAUAUGGCGGAUGGAAGCUCCCCUCGCUAGACCUAACAGCUUCGCGCAGCGCGUGCGCUGCGAUUUUUCAUUUUGAGGUCGCGAGUUCGAUGCCCGCAAGCGUCAGUUUUUUGUUUUCUGGAAAAUACCGACUUUUUCGGCAAACCAGCAAAUUUUCAUCAUUUUAGAGCUCUAUUAUGAUUUCUUACAUCAUAAUAGACCAGUAUCAAAACUUGUUCUAGAAGAAAAAUCGAGAAAAAAAUGUCAAAAAAAUGGAUAAUACCAAAAUUUCAGUACUAAAAAUGGUGCGCGGCGCGCCACAUUUUUUUCGUCAUAACUUUUUCAUCCUCAAUCUUUUUUUCGAAAAAAACUAAACGGUUUUGAGUUUUGAAUCGAAAACAGUUAUCAAAACCAUACAAAGGUCAAUGCUGAAAAAAAUUUUUUUUUGAAAAAUCUGUCUGCGGUCCCCAGCUUUACCGCAAUUACUUCUUUACGGAAAAAAAGGUUUAAAUUUUUCAGAAUUUUUCAAAAAUUACAAUAAGUUCUCUAAAACAUUUUUUUCAAAGAUCUCUUUUUUUAACUUUUUGAGAUUUUUUUCAAGGCCAUUGAUUUACGGUUUCUAAAAAAACUUUUCCUUCCGUUUGCAAUAUCGAAAAAAAUUUUUAAGAAAUUACUAACAGAAUCCACCUCGUAGAUGAAAUGUUCGAUCAUCUUUUUCAAUUUCAGACAUUUGGAGGAGCUGACGACAGCCCAGAACUGGAAUAUUUGAGAGGAUCGACCAUUUCCUCGUACAUAACUCUGAACGAUAGUUUGAGGUGAAACUUUUUCAAAUUCAGAUUUCUCAAUCACGAAAUUCUUAUUGCGGUUUUUUUUGUUUCAUAGAGAAAUACUUCUAUUAGGAAUUUAGUCCAAUCUCUGGAACUUUUUUUGAUGUGAAAUUUUAGAUCAGAAAAUUUCAGAACUAUCGCAGGAUAAAGAAAUUUUCCAUGUCAGACACGUGAAACUUGGUUUUUCAGAUUUCAUGAAGAGCAAUUCUGCAAAAAGCUUCAAUUUGAAUUUUCCACUUCUGGUUAGUUUUCUUUCUUCGAUCCCGUUUCAACAAAAAAAUCAAGAAAAAAAACUUUGUUAAAAUGUACUUUGAUGGGAGAAAACGACAAAAAUUACAAAAAUUCUCGGCAGUUUUAUCAAACUGACGAUUCAUAUCAGCGCGCGCGAUAAAUUGACAGAAAACAUCUUUUUCCGAUGUUUUCGAAGGCUGGUCUGAACGUAGCCCAAUAACUCGUUUCCCAUCGCUGCGCUUCUUAACCGAAUUGCGCUUUUGGGCAUUCAUUUUUUCUUGCUAUUUAUGUUUCUUUGCCCAGUUUUUGAUGAUCUAGAAAUUGAACUAUGGAAGAAAAAAUUCCAUAUGAUAUUCCAAACAGUUUUUCACUCGCUGGCUGUCCACAAGAGGUGCCAUCUCAUUGGUAUUUGAACCUUGUACCAGGUGAGAGGGCUUCCGAAAAGAACCGCUCUAAAAAUAUAAGAAUUGGCUUAGUUCGCGUUUUAUCCUAGUAAAAUCCAGUUGAGUAAUAUUUUAACUUCUUUGACUUUUUUUCUGAAUGAGAUUUUUUAAUUUCAGAAGAAUUGAAUUCAAACGAACCAGCUCACUUCGUAAAAAUUUUUUUCUCAUACACAUCUUUUUGUAACAAAUUUUGACAAUUACAUACUUUUGCUUUAUCUUCUUUUGUAUUUUCGAGCUUUUCUCUUGCAUUCCUGACUCUACCGAUUAUAGAAGAGAAGACGCAGACAGGUUAGACAGUUUGAAGCCAUAUUCAAUGGGGUCGACGAAUUUUCAUAUUCUUGAUUGGUACAAUAAGAUUAAGCAAAAAACUGUUCACUCGUUGAAAAAAAUUCUCCAAACGUUUUGAGUAUACUUUGAAGUUAUUUGUUUAUACAGGUGCGUCGACUUCUUUUGCCGACUUCGGUAAUUUAAUCGAACUCCUCGAAGUAAACGACCUCGGUCCUUUGAAACUUCCCAUCAAGUGGGCCGCCGAACAGCCAGACAAGGUCUUCUUUUUUUUUCUUGACACUAUUUCAAGCUAAACUCGUUUUCUAAUUUGAGUUCCAGGCAGAACCGAAGGCAAUCGACUGGCAGGCAAGAGCUGCUAUAACGUAUCAUAACGAUCUUAUUUGCAACCUGAGCGUCAUAGACUAUCUAGUCUACAGGGAGAGAAAUGGAAAUGCUAGUGAAGUAAGUAAAAAUGAACCUUUUUUCUGAGUAUGCCCUUCCACGUAACUAUUUUCUUCAGGUUCGCGGAGGACCUCGCGACGCUCUUAUUGUUUUCGCAACACAAGGGAAUCGGGCAUCUUUAAUUUAUCAAGAAGCUUUUCUUGUCACUUAUCGAACUUUUAUUUCAUCUCUUGAUCUUAUCAAUAAGCUUGUAAAAAGGUGAGAUUUUACGCGUCCUACUUUUGACUGAUACGGCUUUAUAAUGAUCGUGAUCUAUAAAGACGUAAAAAGACAAUAAAACGAAGUGUCCCACCGAGUGGCUGAAGAACGCGAGCUUUUUGAAAAGCGCUAUCAAAAAUAGGCGGAUUUUCACAACCAAAAAUAUGUUGAUUUUUUGAUAAUCCAAACAGUCUGAAUAAAAAAAUUGCACUGUCAUGAAAAAAAUGCUGACAUGAACCGAACUAAAACCUAUUAUUGAUAAAUAGAUUUUUGAAAGCUGAUUUUUCUCGAAAAAAAUUUCGUUCAGCCGGAGUUAGCCGCAAUAUGUAGAACAGUAGUUACUCCGUUUUCUAAUUCACUAUUUACUGCGUUUGUCUCGGUUCAAAGAAUUACCCCAUGCUAGCUUGAGAAAAAAAGAAGUACUCACAUAUAAAAGCAAAUACUCUGUUUUUUUCGCAAAUUUUUUUUGUCUUCAGAACUUCAUUAGAUGUUUUUAACCAGCGGUAAUGAGACUAUAGCAACUUUUAUAGCGGCAAAGUAGGUUAGGCUCAGGCUUAGUUUCCCAGUCUCCUACGAGGGGUGUCUGUGCGGCGAACAUCGAGUUGUGAAUUGAGGCUUUCAUGGUAGAUAGACCGAGGGGAGAGUGCUUCAAAACAAAAAAGAAAAUUUGCUAAACGCUAUUGGGUACCGAGAAAAAAGAGUUUUGGCGGCGCGUAUAUGCCCUUUCAGCAACUAGAAGCGUGGGGAAGUGGCAGUGCUCUUGAAUGACGCUGACGCUAUGCUAGGUUCGGUUCCUUUUGACGUUUAACUUUUUCUUCACGUGUUCAUUUCAUUUUUCUACACUCUCUUAUCAAAAUGGCGCUUAGCAGAUUUUCUUUUUCGUUUCGGAGCAUCCCCCCCCCCGGUCUAUCUACCAUUAAAACCUCAAUUCACAACAAUGUUCAUUGCGCACACACCCCUUGUUAGGAGUCCACUUUUUUCAAAAAAUGUUUAUGAAAACAUUCAGUAACUAUAUAAUCACAGAUACACGUGACCUUUUCCAGAAACAUUCUAUAACUGCAAUGCCACGCAAAUGUGACUUUUUUGAGGUUUUUGUACAUGAGUAUGGCUCGAGACAGCAACUCGCAGACGUCAGCGCGUAAUACGUUUUCUGUACUGGUGCGAGUCGUCGACGAACUCACCGUAUUUGACCUCGACGAGGAUCUAAUCUUGUCUGUGACGUCGUUUGUCUACCGGCUGAUCCAUGACGGAAAUUUGACUUUUGCUCGAAUUCUAAGGUUUUCUUUUAACCAUUGUUUCAACUUAACACGCUGUCUCCGUAAUUCUCAAAAAGAGUGGGUACAAUAAAAAAAUAUUUUUUGAUUUCGAUGAAACUUCACCCACUGUAAUAGUCUGUCAUCAGGAAUGCCGACGCAAGUUUUCAGACCGAUUCCUCCUACCGUAGCUAGGUUACGGUAGGCAGGUGCGUCUUUUCGUAUGUAAGAAUCUACGCGUUCUUUCUAGGCGUAUUGUAUAUCAAUCGAUAGGGAUUGCAAUUUUAGGAUUUUUUUCAGUACAUACCAUCAUGGGUUACUGUAGAAAUUUUUUGAGUUACGGUAAUAUUUGUGUCUGCGAUUUUGGUUUUUCCGUCACUCUGUGUGUUAGGGGAGAGACCACGGCUGGUAACUUUCCUGAAACAUUCUUCUCAGCAAUACCUACGGAGAGAUACCACUUUGAAAUGGAUCUGUCCUACCGGUCAUUUCGAAAAAUCGCUUCGAAAAGGCUCAACUUGGCAUUUCUCGGGGAAAAUCGCCCGCGGUUAGAGAUUUCUACCUCUCUUUUCUCGUCAGAUCCGGUGCUAAAGUUUGUUCCAUUUGUUAGUGCAGUGUUGUACUUCAUAGAUGAUAAUGUUCCCUCCGACUUUCAGCCUACCCUUCUAACAUAAAAUUCAGUUUGAAGCCGAUUUUGGCCUCAAAACAGCGAUUCUCAGAUUUCAACGUUUUUUCCUAAGCUCAGUCCUACUGAGGCUGGGCUCCAAAGUAUUUUUCAUUACUUUUACAUGUUCCAUGAGCUAUUUGAUCAAGAAAAAACGGUGUUUGAGCCUACCCGUCUAGCUCAAAAUUCAGUUUAAAGCCGAUUUUGGCCUCAAAACAGCGAUUCUCAGAUUUCAACGUUUUUUUCUGAGCUCAGUCCUACUGAGGCUGGGCUCCAAAGUGUCUUUUAUUACUCUUACAUGUUACAUGAUUUUUUUGAUCUAGAAAAAACUGUGUUUGAGCCUACCCGUCUAGCUCUUAAUUCAACUUGAAGCCGAGUCUGGCCUAGAAACAGUGGUUUUCGAUAUUAUAUCACUCUUCUGGAGAAAUUAUUGAUAGAUAAAAUCUGUCUCUUAAAAUUUGAAUUUUGCUUUAGAUUGAAAUAAUCCAAAUUGAACCUGUUUUUUUCGAGCGAUUUAUGACUUUGAAGAUUUUGACGAGAAAAUAAAUAUUUUCAUGAACGUUUCUGCUCUCGAAACAUAUCAUUCACAAAAUUUGGAAUACGUUCUAGUAUCAAGGCGCUGAGAAACUCUUUUGUGAAUUCGUUCAUCAGGGAUUCAAGCAAAAAUAGGCCAAACAUUGUCUUCAAACUGAAUUUUGAGCUAGACGGGUAGGCUCAAACACCGUUUUUUCUUGAUCAAAUAGCUCAUGGAACAUGUAAAAGUAAUGAAAAAUACUUUGGAGCCCAGCCUCAGUAGGACUGAGCUUAGGAAAAAACGUUGAAAUCUGAGAAUCGCUGUUUUGAGGCCAAAAUCGGCUUCAAACUGAAUUUUAUGUUAGAAGGGUAGGCUGAAAGUCGGAGGGAACAUUAUCAUCUAUGAAGUACAACACUGCACUAACAAAUGGAACAAACUUUAGCACCGGAUCUGACGAGAAAAGAGAGGUAGAAAUCUCUAACCGCGGGCGAUUUUCCCCGAGAAAUGCCAAGUUGAGCCUUUUCGAAGCGAUUUUUCGAAAUGACCGGUAGGACAGAUCCAUUUCAAAGUGGUAUCUCUCCGUAGGUAUUGCUGAGAAGAAUGUUUCAGGAAAGUUACCAGCCGUGGUCUCUCCCCUAACACACAGAGUGACGGAAAAACCAAAAUCGCAGACACAAAUAUUACCGUAACUCAAAAAAUUUCUACAGUAACCCAUGAUGGUAUGUACUGAAAAAGUUCCUAAAAUUGCAAUCCCUAUCGAUUGAUAUACAAUACGCCUAGAAAGAGCGCGUAGAUUCUUACAUACGAAAAGACGCACCUGCCUACCGUAACCUAGCUACGGUAGGAGGAAUCGGUCUGAAAACUUGCGUCGGCAUUUCUGAUGACAGACUAUUACAGUGGGUGAAGUUUCAUCGAAAUCAAAAAAUACUUUUUCUAUUGUACCCACUCUUUUUGAAAACUUUUGAAAAUUACAGAGACAGCGUGUUAAACAGUUAGCUAUUCCUUGAUUUUCGGUCAUAAAAUAAGUAAUUUCAAAAACGCAUCUUUCAAAUUUUCGAAGAACCGAAAUGAUUAUUGUCUGCAUUCAGAGUGGAGCAUUCAAGAACUUUUUCCGAUUGAAAUAAUGAUGAAAGUUCCCUGAGCAAAGGAGAUAAUGUUUUUUUAAACUUUUGAAUAAAUUUAUUCAAUCAAUCGGAUGUCCAAAAAAAUAUUGUUAAAAAGCUGUACAAGCGAAAGUCUAAUCUACUGAAACCUUCUCGUAAUUUUAUGAUCAUUUAUAAAAGCACUCAACUGUUUUCUGCAGACAGCGAUUACUGGACCGCAUAGCCGAACCUUUCAACUUAAGCAGUUUCUUCGAAACGAAGCUUUCAGUUCCACGGAGGUAAAACGCCUAAAACAAUAAUAAUUUGUCUGAGAUAAAGUUUAUCGGAUCUUUCUUCAAGUUUUCAAGUUUCAAUUUGUUUAAUAUCUCAUAACUUUCUGUAACUGAGGAAUUUUUUUGUCUUUUAAGGCCUCACACGAUUCUUGACUUCCGAUCUUCUCAAUUGGCUUCUCAACUCACUUUUAUUGAUGCCAGUUUGUUCCACCGGAUAGAGGCAAUAUCUAGACAGGAGUUUUUUUUCAUUCAUCUUUGAAAUUACAGCCCGCUGAGCUGUUGUGGUGGGCCCAAGAACAGAGCGAAGUAAAAAGUCCAAACCUCGUUCUUUUUACGGAACACUUCAAUAAUGUCUGUUUUUUUUUGUAAUCGAAAAUGCUUAAGUUUUUAGGUAUCUUUCUGGGUAAGAACGCAGGUCCUUAUGCAAAAUACGCAGAAGGAGAGAGAACGUUAUUUCAUGAAAUUCAAUAAAGUCAUGAGGGUUCGUUCUAGCGUGAUUUCUAGUCUGAAUUCAUAACUUGAUUAAGCAUUUACGCAAAAUGAGCAACUUCAACUCGUAUUUGGCUGUGUUGAGUGCACUUGCUUCUAGUCCUCUGGCUAGGUUGGAAUGGAAUAAAACUGUCUCAGAUAGCUUGAAGGUUUGUUUCAUGAAAAAUAUCUCAUGAACAUUAUUCACGGCCAAUUUGAUGCAAUUAUUUAUAUAACUCCUUCGAUGCCCGAUAAAACUUCCUGCAAAAAAAUUCCAGCUUAUUGCUGAAGGAGCAAAAAAAUAUUAGAAAAAUCAACUGUAACCUAGUUGCGAUAUUUUCCAGGGAACCCUCAAUAAAAGCCGAAAAAUAAUUUUUCCAGGAGCACAUCUCUGUUAUGGACACAUCGCAGUCUUACAAAAACUAUCGAACGCUUCUUCAGAGCGCUCCGCCACCUUGUGUUCCAUAUGUGUGAGUUCAUUUUUCUAUCUUGAAGCCUCCAUUUCCCAUUUUUCAGCGGAGUUGUUUUGCAAGAUUUAACGUUCGUUCAUGCUGGCAACCCCGACAAGCUUCAAGCAAAACUUGUGGAAGGCAAAACGGAUCUUUUGAACUUUUUGAAAAGAUGGCAUCAAUAUGCAAUACUUGACAGCAUAAGAAAACUCAAAAAAUGGUUUGUGUUUGCUUUUGUUAUCUUCACCGUUAAAGAAUUUUUUUUCCAGGAACUACGACAUCAAAAGGGACGAAAAAGUUCUUUUAUUUUUCGACCAAUUUCAAAAUCAGCUGAACGAGGAGGAAACCUGGGCACGAUCCCACCAGAUAAAAGCACCUCAAAGGAAGAAAUGA
Molecule: messenger RNA, 10631 nt
Organism: Caenorhabditis auriculariae
Lineage: Eukaryota; Metazoa; Nematoda; Chromadorea; Rhabditida; Rhabditidae
Source: the annotation of a GenBank genome assembly